AUGUCUGGUCUUCCGCAGCCCGAGCUCCACAAGGGCGCCAAGUUUGUGUUCCUUUCCGACUGGGACGGAACAAUCACGGACCAGGACAGCAACGACUAUCUCGUCGACACGCUUGGUUUCGGCGCUGAGCAGCGCAAGGCCGACAAUGUCAAGGUGCUCACGGGCGAGAGCAACUUCCGCGACAUGUUCCGCGCCAUGAUGCAGAGCGUCAAGGUGCCGUACGAGGAGUGCAAGGACGUACUGCGGGAAAACAUCGAGCUCGACCCCGGCUUCCACGAGUUCUACACCUGGUGCAAGGAGAACGGCAUCCCGGUUAUCAUCGUGUCGUCGGGUAUGGCGCCGACCAUCCGCGCAGUCCUCGAGAAGCUCAUGGGCGUGGAAGAGGCGUCGCAGAUGGAGGUCAUCGCCAACGACGUCGAGUACACCGACCCCGAGGGUAAGGGCACGACGUGGGACAUUGUCUACCGCCACCCCGAGAGUGGGUUCGGGCACGACAAGAGCCAGAGCAUCAUUCCCUACCGCUCCAUCCCGUCGCGGCCGACCCUCUUCUUCGCCGGUGACGGCGUCAGCGACCUCAGCGCCGCACGCCACGCCGACCUCCUCUUCACCAAGGUCAAGCCUGAUGGCAAUACGGAGCUCGCGGCGUUCUGCGAACGCGAGGGUAUCCCGCACGUCAAGAUCCGCGACUUCCGCAAGGUGCUUGCGCUCGUCAAGGAGGUUGUAGGCGGCAAGACUACCGACCAGGUGAUUGCGGAGAACCAGUAG
This is a messenger RNA of Cutaneotrichosporon cavernicola, 765 nucleotides long. RefSeq lists its product as uncharacterized. Bases 1 to 765 code for a protein of 254 amino acids. The transcript has 4 exons. The record is from RefSeq and is a predicted model, not a curated record. NCBI's taxonomy places the organism in Eukaryota, Fungi, Basidiomycota, Tremellomycetes, Trichosporonales, Trichosporonaceae. Gene Ontology annotation, molecular function: phosphatase activity.